CUCUCUCUCUCUCUCGCUGAGCGCGUGCACGAGCAGCAGGGGUAACAGAAGAGAGGAGCGCGAGGAAGAAGGGAGGGAUGGUGGAUAACUCGAGCGGCAGCAGCAGGGCACAAAUGGAGGGCAGUUUGGGGAGCGGUGGUUACCCCCAGGGGGGUAUGGCUGGAGUGAAGCUGGAGGCCGUGAUGGAACAGCUGCAGAGGCAGCAGCAGGCACGGCUGGAGAUGGAGCGCAAGGAGCGGCGACUCCGUGAGGCCCACAUCAUGUACGCCCAGCAAGUGGCCGCCCAGCAGGCCAUUCUGGCUGCGGCCAGAGCUUCCGGGGUGGCCCAGGGGCAGACCAGAGCAGACUCGGAACGGGACAACAAGGAACGGCGAGGCCAGGACUCGGAUGACGAAGAUGAUGAUAACGAUGAUGCUGCUGAUGAUGAUGAUAAUGAGGAGGAGAUGAUGGAAGGGGACGAAGCCAGUGAGGAAGAGGCUGGUGCGGUGAGUGGUUUGGAGUUUUUGAGAAAGCAGACAUUGGCUCUGCAGCAAGGAGCUGCCAGGUUGCAGGGCCAUUCCUUUGGGAGCUACACCGGGACACCAGCUCCAGCACCUGGGACCCAGAGAGAACCAUCACCCCCUGUCCAGGUCAAACAGGAGCCUGAAGAUGGGCUUUCUCCAGUGGAGCCAGCAUCAGCUGCUUCCCCUAAUGGCCAGGCUGACUGGAGCUACGAAGACAACUUCAAACAGAAUGGAGUUGGUGUGUGGGGGGAGGAGUCAGACAGCAGCAGAGGAAGAGGAGAGGCAUCCAGAGAUUUUGCCAAGUUGUAUGAGCUGGACAGUGACCCCAACAGAAAAGAGUUCCUGGACGAUCUCUUUACUUUCAUGCAGAAGAGAGGAACUCCGGUAAACAGAAUCCCCAUCAUGGCCAAGCAGGUGCUGGAUCUGUACAUGCUGUAUAAGCUGGUGACGGAGAAGGGGGGUCUGGUGGAGGUCAUCAACAAGAAGAUCUGGAGAGAAAUCACCAAAGGCCUCAAUCUCCCCACCUCCAUAACCAGCGCAGCCUUCACCCUCCGCACACAGUAUAUGAAGUAUCUGUACCCGUACGAAUGCGCUCGGAAAGGGCUGAGCUCACCCAACGAGCUGCAGGCCGCCAUCGACAGCAACCGGCGCGAGGGCCGCCGACCCAGCUACAGCAGUAGCGGCCUUUUCCGCUUUAGCCCCUCCCCCAGCACUGCAUCACACAUCCUAUCACCUCCCAAGAUGCAUCUGGCAGCACUGGGCGCCGGGCCGGGAGCCGCGGGGGCGCUGAACGGCCUGCAGGGCUCCCCAGGACCAUCCGUCAAGAAGGGGCUCGAAGAUGCCUCCCCCUCUCUGCUGGCGGCACGGGCCCCCUCCUUAGCACUGGCUCUGGGGCCCCAGCAGGUGGCCGGUUUGGCCAGAGCAGCCACUCUGGAGCAGUUGCGGGAGAAGCUGGAGACAGGCGUCGGUGCCGAGGGUCCAGAGAGGAAGAUGGCUCGCCUUGCUGAGGAGCAGCAGAGGCUGAUGCAGCAGGCCUUCCAACACAAUCUGCUGGCCAUGGCUUCACAGAUGCCCAUGAACCUGAGACUGAGCAUGCCACCAAGAGAAGACAAGCACGACCUGGCCAUGAGCAUCUCCUCCUCUGGAGCUGCCAGCAUCAGCGUAUCUGUGGAGGUCAAUGGUGUCCUCUACUCAGGAACGCUCUUUGCUCAGAAGUCAGCAGCAACACCAGUGAGUGCAUCUGCUGCAGCGAAUGUGCAUCCCAUGGCACCCAGCGCGGUCUUCAGCUUUCCCAGCCACAGCCCCUCCUCUUCCUCUUCUUCUAAGGGCCCCAGCUCAGUGGAGCCCUCCGCCAGCAGCUCUCCGUAGCCUGGACACAGCCUUCACCCGCUGCCCAGGCUCCAGCCUGCUCCAGGCCAGAACAAAGCAGUCAUGGAUGUUUUGAAAAUCAAACUGUUGCACAACCAGUACCUCAUUUUUCUCCUGUCGGUCUUGGCUGU
Pygocentrus nattereri (red-bellied piranha) is the source of this 2002-nucleotide messenger RNA. Its product is annotated as AT-rich interactive domain-containing protein 3B-like. Gene Ontology annotation, cellular component: nucleus. Lineage: Eukaryota; Metazoa; Chordata; Actinopteri; Characiformes; Serrasalmidae. Bases 78 to 1871 code for a protein of 597 amino acids. Gene Ontology annotation, biological process: regulation of transcription by RNA polymerase II. The transcript has 9 exons. The record is from RefSeq and is a predicted model, not a curated record. Gene Ontology annotation, molecular function: DNA binding.